AUGUCUAGUGUAUCAACUCUUGUGCUGGCCUUGCUGCUGCCAAUGGUGAGGCCAUUCAUGCACUACCAAAAGAGAAUCCCUAACGGAGACAAUAUCCCUUUUCCCUGCAAGCCGGGAAAAAUCUGGCCCGGGUUGGGACAUUUCAAUGAUGAAGGGACAGGACCUAGGAAUCCUUUCGGUCUUCGUUUCGAGGAACUUGAAUCCAUUUGGACCAAGGAGUUCUGCCUCGAAGAUUCUGACGGCGACGGCUUUUACAACGGACUUGAACUGGGUGACCCAAAGUGCGAAUGGACAGAAGACACGCCGGUAGCAGAGAAAGACGGCCUAUCACACCCAGGGAUCUGCGACCCCUGGGACACCCCAAGAUGCAAGAACAUGGACAUCUCUAGCUUCAGCGACAAGUACAAAACCCAAGGCGAGUGGAUGGAAGACGUGUGCCAAAGCGACGGACUCGUCUGUCCCGCCCUCGAGGACAAAGACAUCAUGAACAUCACGCUGAGGCUACCCCCGAGGACGGCUGUCCCCACAGACACCACAUCUUACAUCUGCAUCAACUUCAACAUCUACAACCACGGUGUUCCCAAGGGCAGAGACUUCCACGCGGUCGCCCUGACUCCUGUCCUUGACAACAAGCAAGUGGUUCAUCACAUGGCCCUCUUUGGCUGUAAAGGCUACAUGGAGCCUAACUUUGACCCCUACAUGUGUCAGAUCGUGCCCAACCCAAGCUGCCAGGAGUUCCUGCACGUGUGGACCGUGGGACUGGACGGGGAGUGUUACUAUCCUGACAGUGGCGUUAGGAUCGGGGAGACUGGCGUACAGUUUAUGGUUAUCCAGUACCACUGGACGAACAUGCAAAAAAUAAGAGGCCUCACCGACUCAUCGGGGCUCAUGGUUCACUUCACACCUAACUUCAACUGUGCCAGCGGCUGCACCAGAACGUUGAUCAAACACAGCAUCAACAUCACCUCCGCCUGGAACCACAUGCAUUUGUUGGGAUUAGACAUGAUUAUGGAGGUUCUCCGAAACGGCGUUCAUGUGGCCUACAUCACACACGACAAAGUGUACAGCUACGACAGUCCUCAAGUUAAAGAACCGCUGGAGCUGUUUCCCGGCGAUUCUAUCGUGACUACGUGUGGGUUCAACACCUUGGGCAGGAAGGAGGAUGUUGAAUGGGGCGAUGGCACCUUGGAUGAGAUGUGUUUUGGGUUCAUUACUUACUACCCUCGUGUGAACCUGACCAGUCCCACCUGUCUGGAGAUUAUGGGAUUGAG
Molecule: messenger RNA, 1271 nt
Organism: Candidula unifasciata
Lineage: Eukaryota; Metazoa; Mollusca; Gastropoda; Stylommatophora; Geomitridae
Source: the annotation of a GenBank genome assembly